Cladophialophora psammophila CBS 110553 is the source of this 1722-nucleotide messenger RNA. RefSeq lists its product as uncharacterized. The coding region runs from base 1 to 1722 and encodes 573 amino acids. Gene Ontology annotation, biological process: transmembrane transport. Lineage: Eukaryota; Fungi; Ascomycota; Eurotiomycetes; Chaetothyriales; Herpotrichiellaceae. The record is from RefSeq and is a predicted model, not a curated record. Gene Ontology annotation, molecular function: transmembrane transporter activity. The transcript has 3 exons.
AUGCCGAACUGUCUCACCAAACUGUUCCUGGGUGAACGCAGGCCCAAAGAGGUCGACGAUGGUUUUCCGUACAGACAAUUGGGCGUCCUGGCAAUAUGUCGCCUAUGCGAACCAAUCGCCUUCAUGUCAAUAUUCCCCUAUGCAUACCGCAUGAUUGAAUCCUUCAAUAUCACCCAAGAUGAAUCACGAAUAUCUGUUUAUUCAGGCAUGCUCAUUACCGCGUUUGCUUUUGCCGAGUUUUCGACCGGAAUGCUUUGGGGUCAAGCCAGCGACCGCUUCGGCCGCAAACCUGUCUUGAUCAUGGGUCUUGCGGGGACAGCGCUGAGCAUGAUAUGCUUUGGGUUUGCGCCCAAUUUGCCGUGUGCGGUUCUCGCUAGAGCCCUCGGCGGCCUCUUGAACGGCAACGUGGGGGUACUUCAGACCACUGUAGCAGAGCUCGUGACAAAAAAGGAGCAUCAGCCUCGUGCGUAUUCCAUUAUGCCGGUGGUAUGGAGCAUUGGUUCCAUCAUUGGACCGUCGAUAGGCGGAGCCUUGGCCAUGCCAUGUGACACUCUGGGAUUCCCUCGAGGCGGCCUCUUCGACAAAUUCCCCUUCUUGUUGCCCAACCUUGUCUGUGUUGCAGUGCUCCUUUGCGGUAUUACUGUGGGCAUUCUGUUUCUCGAAGAAACACAUGCAGAGAAAAAGGGUCGCCCAGAUUUCGGCCGUGAGUUGGCGAAGACGCUCUUCAAACGAUGCAGGACGGAAAAGCAUCCGUCACAGCACGGUGAAACUGGCUUUGCAAUCGGAGACCAAAUGGACUUUUUUGACCAUGACGAUCCGCCUCCGGGUUACCAAAGUACGGAGAACUCGCCAUUGCUGCGCUCCGCCUCAACGGUAGAAAUGGACUCGGAGAUUCUGCGGGAGAAGGAGUCGCGCGGCGCGGUCAAUGCCUUCAAUAAGCAGGUGAAUUUGAUCAUUGUCGCAUACGCAAUUCUCGCCUACCAUAGCGUUUCAUUCGAUGCCCUGAUGCCCACCUUUCUUAGCGAAGAACGAAUGCAGACAGAACUUGUUCUUCCCUUCAAAUUCUCAGGAGGUUUUGGCCUCAGCACUCGAGCUAUCGGUUUCAUGAUGGCAGUGCAGGGCGCCUAUUCGAUAUUCGCCCAAUUCUUCAUCUUCCCUUUUCUGGCCAGACGGCUUGGACCUCUCUAUGCGUCUCGGCUGGCGAUGACUAUUUGGCCACUGCUGUAUUUUGCAGUACCAUAUCUGGUUCUCCUUCCCGAGCAGCUGCAGAAAACGGGCAUCUACAUCUCUCUUCUGACCAAAAUCACGUUUCAAGCCAUAUCAUUUCCCUCGAACGCAAUUCUUCUUGCUAAUGCCGUGCCCUCCAAGAGUGUGCUCGGGAAAGUUAAUGGCUUUGCUGCAUCGAUGGCGUGCUUGGCCCGCGCCUUUGGACCCGUUGUGACGGGAUUCGUGCACACCUAUGGACUGUAUCUUGGUUGCAGCGGGUUGGCUUGGUGGGCGGGCGGCCUGGUUUGCGCCGCUGGAGCUCUGGAGAGCUACUGGAUGGAAGAUCCCGAUGGACGUCUGGAUCGUCCUUCGAGUGAAGGGGAAGAGCGCACCUGCGAACCGUUACUGCACCCUUCUGUGGUCGAAGCAAACGAUGAAUGCGUCUCACCUCGCAGUGAGCGGUUGGCUUUCAUCGACAACCUGGAUCUUGCAGAGACCACACCGGAGAAAGCAUGA